ACGGCAGGAGACCCAGGUGCACGAAACAGACGACAGAAAGCAAUAGGAGAAGACUUGUGAUCUUCAGCUGUUCCAAUUUCUCGGAGUCGCUCGGCGCAAAGCAGAACGACGACAAACAACAACCAGAGUUGAGGAAAGUACGAUUGCUACAGGAGGAAAGGCCCGCAGAAUUGUGCAAUAAAUAUAGAUAGGACAAAAGAAUGAAGAAGAUCCUGGGAGGCAAAUGGUGGCCGUCGAAUUCUGGCAUCGUUCCGAUUAUCUCGUGGUCAAAUUGUGCAUCUGGGUCAGAAAUCCUAUGCAAGGGAUUUCAAAGCAAAAUUCAUGAACGACUCUUCGACAACAUCCUGAGCGAAAGCACUGAUCUUGCAAUAAUCCUCUAUGGUUUCAUCUCGCAGUGAUCAAAUGCUUCGGAUCUUACCCAAUCAAAGCACGAACCGAAGUGGCUGGAUGACAUUCAGGGGCACACGUGACCUGCCUCGAUUUGAGGCUUCGAGGCUUCCACAUUUCGGACAGGGGCGUCCUAUAUCGUCAGAUCUUUGUGGAAUACCACGGAAGAAAAUUCUGCCAGCCUCUGGACGAACUACCUUUUUGAUCCUCCCAUCAAUUGCGCAAGUCUUUGUCCCCUUCAGAAUACAUCAAUCAACCACCCCCAUCGAGCAGAAGAUCUUCAGAGAACGUGCCAAGCUUGCCUUAUUACCCAAGCUAUUCAGCGAUUACUACUACGGCCCGAGUCCUUCUCGUCCCACCGAAAUGUCCUCGAGUUCAGGAACACCCUCGACAUUGGAACAAGAAACAAUCUUGCCACCGUCUGGAACGCAAUCGUCAUGCAAGCAUAUACGACCAAAUGCUGAUCGCAGCAGUCUCCGAGCGCAACAGAUCUUGUUGAACGGGACUUGAUGACUUCGCACGCCUAACAACUUCUGCUCCCUUGGUCUCCACCUUCCGACCUCCUCCAAAACAAAUACGACAGAGAGAUCUUGAUGAAAUGACUAGCGCAACAGUGAUGCACCAACAAUAUGUC
Messenger RNA from Mollisia scopiformis, 1021 nucleotides. RefSeq lists its product as uncharacterized. The transcript has 3 exons. The coding region runs from base 379 to 897 and encodes 172 amino acids. The record is from RefSeq and is a predicted model, not a curated record. Lineage: Eukaryota; Fungi; Ascomycota; Leotiomycetes; Helotiales; Mollisiaceae.